Auanema sp. JU1783 is the source of this 243-nucleotide messenger RNA. Lineage: Eukaryota; Metazoa; Nematoda; Chromadorea; Rhabditida; Rhabditidae. The record is from the annotation of a GenBank genome assembly.
AUGAACAGCUUCUCAAUCUUGUUUCUUCUCACAAUAUUCAGCAUUUUGUAUGUAGUGGAAGUUAUAUCUGCUGCUCCAAAUUAUGAGGGAUUCAAUGAUGAUGACGGAGAUAUCUACGAGUUACUCACAAAAGCCAGCCUUCAUAAACGCUUCCGUGGAGAGCCUAUCAGGUUUGGAAAGCGUUCCCCUCGUGUACCUAUUCGAUUUGGCAAGCGAUCUGAGCCAUUUUACGAAUACAAUUGA